CUUAUGACCAUCUUAACAAUGAUGAUGACCAUGAACAAGUUGAAAAGCAUCAUUCAUUCAUUCGAUGUUCUGAUCUGAUCUCUGAUACAUCACCAACAACAACAAUGGACGAUUCAACAUUUUAUUUUUGGCUAAGUUUUUUACUUUUGUUAAUAAGUUUUUUCGCUUUAUCUUGGAGUUUUUUUGCUGCCCUAUUUUUACCCACACAAUGGUUAACACCGGUGGAUAAAGUAAUUCUAAUCACUGGUUGUGAUUCGGGUAUUGGAUUGGAAAUUGCAAAAUAUUUACAUUCAAAAGGAUCGAUUAUAAUUGCAACAGUUCUUUCUCGAUCAAGUCCCGGUGCAUUGGAAUUAAAAACUUUAAAACUUAAUGAGGAUCGAAUCUUUUUAAUCGAACUUAAUUUGAUUGAUUCGAAGAAUUUACAUGAAUCGAUUGAAAAAAUCCGGAAAAUUCUUGAUGAACGAAAAUGUGAACUUCAUGCAUUAAUCAAUAAUGCAGGCAUUUGUGUAUUUGGUGAAUUUGAUUUUCAAACAUUCAAACAAAUUGAAUCACAAAUCAAUGUAAAUUUUCUCGGAACGAUUCAUUUAACAAAAUUAUUAUUGCCUAUGAUAAUCAAAUCGAAAAGUCGUAUCAUUAAUUUAAGUUCGGUAAAUGCUUUGGUACCAUUUCCUGGUCUUAGUGUUUAUUCGGCUACAAAAAAAGCUAUCGAAACAUUCAGUGAAUCAUUAUCGAUUGAAAUGAAAAAAUUUAAUGUAAAAACUGUUUGUAUACGAUUGGGUGAUUAUGCUAAAUUGACUAAUAUUAUGGUUAAUCACAGAAAAAUAAUGAAAGAUCAACUGGAACAAUUUGACGAAUCUAAACGCCGACUAUAUGGUGAUUAUUUUGAAAAAUAUCAUGAAAAUGUAAUGAAAAAUUAUGGAAUGUUUAGUCCGAAAAGUUAUGCAUCAUCAACAUUGUUUGAUGAUUUUGAAAAAGCUGUCUAUGCUGUAAAUCCACCAGCUCAUUUAAUUAGUUCAACAUUUUCAUAUAAACUUUUGAUCUUGUUUCUUUAUUAUCUUCCAUUCAAUAUGAGAUGUUAUUUGCUUAACAAAUUCGUUUCCGAAACAAUUAAAUAAAAUCCAUUUUCUUUC
Messenger RNA from Dermatophagoides pteronyssinus (European house dust mite), 1130 nucleotides. Its product is annotated as D-beta-hydroxybutyrate dehydrogenase, mitochondrial-like. The record is from RefSeq and is a predicted model, not a curated record. Gene Ontology annotation, molecular function: oxidoreductase activity. Gene Ontology annotation, cellular component: intracellular membrane-bounded organelle. Gene Ontology annotation, biological process: steroid metabolic process. Lineage: Eukaryota; Metazoa; Arthropoda; Arachnida; Sarcoptiformes; Pyroglyphidae.